AUGGUAGGGCUGAUAGCUAAGAGCAGUGUCAUUGGGCCACAACAGACAUGCCAGGGCCCGGCCAUGCAUGCCCCGGGGGUGUUGGACAGUGGGACCAGCCGAGGUUCUCUCGCGCAAUUUAAUAUCCAACCUUGGCUGAAGCAGUUGAACACAACAUGGAGUUUUCGUACUGACAAGGUCAAUCUGCAUGCGCUUGCGCACGACCCCAUGCCCUACGUAAUUUAUGGUGCUCAUGAAGUUCGUGGUGGAGUCCUCGGGGGCUGUCUUGAGUUGCAAAGGCACCACCAGGCAGCAGAACGGACAGUGGACGAGCAUGAUGCGCCUGUCGACACCCCGCGCAUGGAUAGAGGUAUCAUCUCUAAACUGCAAUCUGGUUUAUCCGCAGACUCCUCCCCAGUGAAAGAAGUCCGGAAUAACAACAACGUUUUGUCCGGUGGAAUUCGGAUAGACCAUGGGGCAUUGGGGCGUUGGGGCAUUGGGGUAGGCAUACCACUUUGGUUUACUCCCAUAGUCACACCACCCGUCAGAUGGAAAUCGGUUGCGUUCCAUGCACGCGACAUUCAUUCCCCACACUUCUCGUCAGAGAACGAACUGCGAUUGUUCCUAGAUGGAGUCUAUCCAGAUAAUUAG
Molecule: messenger RNA, 630 nt
Organism: Cantharellus anzutake
Lineage: Eukaryota; Fungi; Basidiomycota; Agaricomycetes; Cantharellales; Hydnaceae
Exons: 7
Coding region: 1-630 (209 amino acids)
Source: RefSeq, a predicted model, not a curated record